Molecule: messenger RNA, 876 nt
Organism: Cyclopterus lumpus (lumpfish)
Lineage: Eukaryota; Metazoa; Chordata; Actinopteri; Perciformes; Cyclopteridae
Gene: lrrc38a
Product: leucine rich repeat containing 38a
Exons: 2
Coding region: 1-876 (291 amino acids)
Cellular component (GO): voltage-gated potassium channel complex
Molecular function (GO): potassium channel activator activity; voltage-gated potassium channel activity; transmembrane transporter binding
Source: RefSeq, a predicted model, not a curated record
AUGAUACCAUGCAUUAACUGGCUGCAGCCUUUCCUUGCCUUGAUCUCCUCCACCUUGCUUACGCGAGGCCAUAUCUGCCCAUACAGCUGUUUGUGUCCGGACCACCACACUGUGGACUGCACCGGCCGAGGUCUAACCAGAGUCCCAGACUCCAUCCCUCUGAAUGUUCGCCGUCUCCUGCUCUCCAACAACUGGAUUCCUUGGAUUCCCUCUGACUUCUUGGUCCUUUACAGCGAUCUGGUCUACCUAGACCUGAGGAAUAAUUCCCUCUCCCUGUUGGAGCCAGGGACCCUGAGCACCUCCUCUAAAUUGGUCUUCUUGGACCUGGGGAGCAACAACCUGACAGAAAUCUCCUCUGGAACAUUUAGGGAGUCAAGGAGUCUGAUCAAACUGCGGCUGGGUAACAACCCCUACCUGAACAUGGUAGGCAGGGAUCCUCUCACAGGGCUGACGUCUUUGAGGGAGCUGGAGCUGCAGAGGAAUGGUCUCACGGCGCUGGACGUCACGGUCCUCGAAUCCUUGCCUUCUCUCCGGAUGCUGCGUCUGGAGGGCAACCCGUGGCUCUGCAACUGCCACUUUGCCAAACUGUUUGUGUGGCUGACAGAGAACCGCCAAAAGCUCCCACAGGGUAUGGAGGGGAUAGAGUGCUCCCUGCCUCUGGAUGGCCGUCGUGUUCCCCUAAGUUUACUCUCUGAAGAUAGUUUCCGGGAGUGCCGUGGUACCCUCACCCUCACCGACUACCUCAUCGUCAUCUUCUCCGGCAUCUCCGUGUCAGUGGCGGCCAUCAUGGCCAGCUUCUUCCUCGCUUCCACAGUCCACUGCUUCCAGCGCCUCAGCAAAGGCAGCAAAGGAGACGAGGAGGAGGGCAACGACUGA